CAGGCGUCCGAGCGCUCGCCGAGUGGCUGACCUGCUCCCCAGCUGCUGGCGUCUCUGUCUGGUGGUCCAGUGGAGCGUGCCAUUGCGUCUUCCGCGCGCUCCUCUUGCCUCAGAAGCAGAUACCUCUGGGUAACCCAGCAACCUAGGACCAGAUGAGUGCUGAUAUGCGUGUCCACUCCUGGUCUUGUUCCUACUAUCUGGACCCUGAGAAGCAAUGGGUUUCUGGAAAACUGACCCUGACACCUCAUUCACUGAAGUUCAUUGUGGAUAAGACAGAAGAGGUCCUUGUUGGCCUGCCCCUCUCCAGCAUCAUUGAGAUCAGGAAAGAGUCAUCUCUCUUUAUCUUCGGUGCGAUCACAGUCCUGGAGAAGAACCAGACCAAGCACUGGUUCAGCUCACUGCAGCCUAGUCGAAAUGUGGUCUUCAAUGUCAUCGAGCAUUUCUGGAGGGAGCUGCUGCUGUGCCAGCCAGGCUCUGCUGCCGACACAACCUCCCACGUUACCAGGGGACAGGAGCUGAUGGGACUGAUGGCAAAUUCCCAGAAACGCAUGGAAGACACAGCAAAGGAUCUUCAGCAGCAGAGCGAGCAGCUGGACAGUGUCCUGAAGGGACUGGAGAAGAUGGAGUCUGACCUAGACGUGGCCGACAGAUUGCUGACAGAAUUGGAGACUCCUUCCUGGUGGCCUUUUGGCUCUAAGUUUUGGAAGAUGCCGGCAGAAGAAAAUCUCAAGGAAGGUGUGUCUUCCACUUGUGAACCCUUUGGAAAGGAAGGGGUUGUGAUCACGGUCCCUGCUAUUGUUUCUGAGAGAGCAGAGUCUCAUUCCAAGCUGGGAAAGCUCACUGUCCUGCUCUCUGCUGUGGAAAUCUAUGACUCCUGCUCAUUGCUCCUGCACAGAUUUGAGAAGGAAGAUGUUGAUGAUAUCAAGGUUCACUCACCUUAUGAGGUCAGCAUACGCCAGCGGUUCAUUGGGAAGCCAGACGUGGCUUACCACGUGAUAUCUGCCAAGAUGCCAGAGGUCAUUCCCAUUUUAGAAGUGCAGUUCAGCAACAAGAUUGAGCUCCUGGAAGAUGCCUUAGUGCUCAGGAACAAAGUCUUUGCUUCUUCUGCAGAGAGGCAUGCAGCAUCCAGACCGAAGGGCUGCACUCCACACCGAGAGCUGCCCACAGGAGGACAGGAAGGCGAGCAGCUGCAGCUGCAGAAGAACUUGCCACUACUCUCUGAGGGGGAAGCCCAGGAGCUGACACAGAUCCUGAGCAAAAUGAAGGGACUCGCACUGGACACUGAGGCAGAGCUGGAACGGCAGGAUGCGGCUCUGGAUGGCAUCUCCGUAGCUGUGGACCGGGCAACCCUGAAUGUGGACAAGCAAAACCGGCGUAUGCGAAAGCUGAUGUAGUGGGGCAAGCUGUAGAACAGCCACCCCUGGCAUGGCUCUGCUGAUUCUAUUGCUAUUAGCCCUGUGUCCUUUCCCCUGAGAUCCGGGAAGCCAUUCUGGGUACUGUGAAACUAUGAGGCCCUACCUGGGAACUACACCUUCCUAGGAUGGGCUAGGAGAGGCCACAAUAUGCAUGAGCAUGAAUGUUUCCUAGGUGCCCUAAGCAUGAGGGCCCAAGUCCUGUUCAGGCAAGAAUCGCCACCGUAGCAUAGCCAUCCUUCCUGUCCACACUGAGACCCUGGCGUUGAGCUGCCAUUGUGGCAUCAUGUUGUCACAUCAUAUUGUCAUUUUUUCACCAUUUUUGCCAAACAGUAGAGAAAAAUGUCAGUCAUUGUGGUUUGGCUCUGCCAUCCACUUGCCACAGACAUUAAUUCCCCCUUCAAAUGCUGCUGUAGCCCCUGCCACCUUCUCCUGAUCAUCUGUUAGAGUUCUGUAACCAGUAGCCUCUAUGUGUGCAUAAUAAAAGGAUGUUUAUUCGAUGACUUACA
Messenger RNA from Mus pahari (shrew mouse), 1921 nucleotides. It is a transcript of the gene Snap47, whose product is annotated as synaptosome associated protein 47. Lineage: Eukaryota; Metazoa; Chordata; Mammalia; Rodentia; Muridae. Gene Ontology annotation, biological process: synaptic vesicle priming; synaptic vesicle fusion to presynaptic active zone membrane; exocytosis. The transcript is spliced from 5 exons. Bases 153 to 1394 code for a protein of 413 amino acids. Gene Ontology annotation, cellular component: SNARE complex; plasma membrane. Gene Ontology annotation, molecular function: SNAP receptor activity; syntaxin binding. The record is from RefSeq and is a predicted model, not a curated record.